ACCCAAAUCUCUGGGUUCCUCAACAGCCAUGAGGCCAAGUGAAAGGGGGAUCAUUUAACACUUCACAGUAGAACAAAUAUGUGAAAGUUCCGCCGACCUGUGAGAAUUUCUUCCUUCAGACAUUUUGUGUUCUACUUACUGCACAACUGUCUCAGAAGUUCUUUUUUGAUGCCAUGUUCUGUGGCUUACAUAAAAAGAGGAGUUUGUCUUCAUGAAGAUUCCUAACAUUGGUAAUGUGAUGAAUAAAUUUGAGAUCCUUGGGGUUGUAGGUGAAGGAGCCUAUGGAGUUGUACUUAAAUGCAGGCACAAGGAAACACAUGAAAUUGUGGCAAUCAAGAAAUUCAAGGACAGUGAAGAAAAUGAAGAAGUCAAGGAAACGACUUUACGCGAGCUUAAAAUGCUUCGUACUCUCAAACAGGAAAAUAUUGUGGAGCUGAAGGAAGCCUUUCGUCGGAGGGGGAAGUUGUACUUGGUGUUUGAGUAUGUUGAAAAAAAUAUGCUUGAAUUGCUAGAAGAAAUGCCAAAUGGAGUUCCACCUGAAAAAGUAAAAAGUUAUAUCUAUCAGCUAAUCAAAGCUAUUCACUGGUGCCAUAAGAAUGAUAUUGUCCAUCGGGAUAUAAAGCCAGAAAAUCUCUUAAUCAGCCACAAUGAUGUUUUGAAACUGUGUGACUUUGGUUUUGCUCGGAAUCUGUCAGAAGGCAAUAAUGCCAAUUAUACAGAGUAUGUGGCCACCAGGUGGUAUCGGUCCCCAGAACUCUUACUUGGAGCUCCCUAUGGAAAGUCUGUAGAUAUGUGGUCAGUGGGCUGCAUUCUUGGGGAGCUUAGUGAUGGACAGCCUUUAUUUCCUGGAGAAAGUGAAAUUGACCAACUUUUUACUAUUCAGAAGGUGCUAGGACCACUUCCAUCUGAGCAGAUGAAACUCUUCUACAGUAAUCCUCGCUUCCACGGGCUCCGGUUUCCAGCUGUUAACCAUCCUCAGUCAUUGGAGAGAAGAUACCUUGGAAUUUUAAAUAGCGUUUUACUUGACUUAAUGAAGAAUUUACUGAAGUUGGACCCAGCUGACAGAUACUUGACAGAACAGUGUUUGAAUCACCCUACAUUUCAAACCCAGAGACUUUUGGAUCGCUCCCCUUCAAGGUCAGCAAAAAGAAAACCUUACCACGUGGAAAGCAGCACUUUGUCUAAUAGAAACCAGGCCAGCAAAAGUGCUGCUUUGCAGUCUCACCACAGAUCUAACAGCAAAGACAUCCAGAACCUAAGUGUGGGUCUGCCCCGGGCUGACGAAGGUCUUCCUGCCAAUGAAAGCUUCCUAAAUGGAAACCUCGCUGGAGCUACUCUUAGUCCCAUGCACACCAAAACCUACCAGGCAAGCAGCCAGCCUGGGUCUUCGGGUAAAGAUCUUACCAACAACAACUUACCACACCUUCUCAGCCCAAAAGAAGCCAAGUCAAAGGCAGAGUUUGAUUUUAACAUUGACCCAAAGCCUUCAGAAGGCCCAGGCACAAAGUACCUUAAGUCAAGCAGCAGAUCUCAGCAGAACCGGCACUCGUUUAUGGAAAGCUCUCAGAGCAAAACGGGAACACUGCAGCCCAUUGAAAAACAGAGUCGACAUAGCUACAUUGACACCAUUCCCCAGUCCUCCAGGAGUCCCUCCUACAGGACCAAGACCAAAAGCCAUGGGGCCUUGAGUGACUCCAAGUCGGUGAGCAACCUUUCCGAAGCCAGGGCCCAAAUUGCAGAGUCCAAUACCAGCAGGUACUUCCCGUCCAGCUGCUUGGACUUGAACUCUCCCACCAGCCCAACCCCCACCAGGCACAGCGACACGAGAACUUUGCUCAGCCCCUCCGGGAGAAAUAACCGAAGUGAGGGCACUCUCGACUCACGCCGAACCACAACCAGGCAUUCUAAAACAAUGGAGGAGUUAAAGCUGCCCGAGCACGUGGACAGCAGCCAUUCCCAUUCACUGUCUGCACCUCAUGAAUCGUUUUCUUAUGGGCUGGGCUACACCAGCCCCUUCUCUUCCCAGCAGCGUCCACACAGGCAUUCCAUGUACGUGACCCGGGACAAAGUGAGAGCCAAAGGCUUGGACGGAAGCUUGAGCGUAGGGCAAGGGAUGGCGACCAGAGCCAACAGCCUGCAGCUCUUAUCACCCCAGCCUGGAGAACAGCUUCCUCCAGAGAUGACUGUGGCGCGAUCUUCCGUUAAAGAAUCCUCCAGAGAAGGGCCCUCUUCGUUCCAUGCACGGCAGAAGUCUGAGGGCGGAUCGUAUCAUGACCCGCACUCUGAUGAUGGCACUGCCCCUAAAGAAAAUAGACACCUAUACAAUGAUCCUGUUCCAAGGAGAGUUGGUAGCUUCUACCGAGUGCCGUCUCCACGUCCAGACAAUUCUUUCCAUGAAAAUAACGUGUCAACUCGAGUUUCUUCCCUACCAUCAGAAAGCGGCUCUGGAACUAACCACUCAAAGCGACAACCAGCGUUCGAUCCAUGGAAAAGCCCUGAAAACAUUAGUCAUUCUGAACAACUCAAGGAAAAGGAAAAACAAGGUUUUUUCAGGUCAAUGAAAAAGAAAAAGAAGAAAUCUCAAACAACAGAUUCCACCAACGGGGAGAAUCCAAGCAUCAAGAAAUCCCUCUUUCCUCUUUUUAAUUCAAAGAAUCAUUUAAAGCAUAGUUCUUCUUUGAAAAAGCUUCCUGUAGUCACUCCACCCAUGGUGCCCAAUUCUGAUGGCCCCGAUCUUCUGACAUUACAGAAAGCCAUUCACUCUGCUAGCACUCCGAGCAGCAGACCAAAGGAGUGGCGUCCUGAGAAGAUCUCUGAUCUACAGACCCAAAACCAGCCAUUAAAAUCACUGCGCAAGCUGUUACAUCUCUCUUCAGCCUCAAAUCACCCGGCUUCCUCAGACACCCGCUUCCAACCCUUAGCAACUCAGCAAACCAAAAAUUCCUUCUCAGAAAUUCGGAUUCACCCCUUGAGCCAGGCCUCUGGCGGGAGCAGUAACAUCCGGCAGGAGCCCACACCAAAGGGCAGGCCAGCCCUCCAGCUGCCAGGUCAGAUGGACCCUGGUUGGCACGUGUCCUCUGUGACCCGGAGUGCCACAGAGGGGCCUUCCUACUCUGAACAGCUGGGUGCCAAGAGUGGGCCAAACGGGCACCCUUAUAACAGAACAAAUCGGUCCCGAAUGCCAAAUCUGAAUGAUUUAAAAGAGACAGCCUUGUAAUGUGUGCUGGGUG
Messenger RNA from Diceros bicornis minor, 3230 nucleotides. RefSeq names its product cyclin dependent kinase like 5 (gene CDKL5). The transcript is spliced from 19 exons. Gene Ontology annotation, biological process: positive regulation of axon extension; protein phosphorylation; regulation of dendrite development. Gene Ontology annotation, molecular function: protein kinase activity; ATP binding. The record is from RefSeq and is a predicted model, not a curated record. Gene Ontology annotation, cellular component: dendrite cytoplasm; nucleus. The coding region runs from base 212 to 3217 and encodes 1001 amino acids. Lineage: Eukaryota; Metazoa; Chordata; Mammalia; Perissodactyla; Rhinocerotidae.